AUUUCCUCAAUUGUCUUGCAGUUGGCUUCGAGAGAACAGCUGAUUUGUAUUACUUUUUAUAUUAACAUUGAUUAAAAGUACAAAUGGAUUCAACAACUAAUCCCUUAAUUUAUGAAUUUCAUUCCACUACACAUUUGUACGAAGGCAUUAAGGAGCCUAAUCUGCGCCUGGAAGUACAUGAAUAUGGUUCGGAUGCUGUACAAAUAAAGCUGGUCAAUAAAACCUUUGCAAAACAGAAAAAUGAAGUGGGCCAACACUGUGUAUUCUUUGCAACAACAUGCUGCUGUUACCUAUGGUUGCAUCUAAAUCAUUCCUUUCGUCUUGUAUAUAUGGAAGUAUUUCUGUUGCUGUGGUUGGUGCCACUCCUAUGGCGUUUGCUCUCCAUUGUAGAAUCAGAAACUUUUAUAUAUUGUUAUGACUUUGGCAUGCAUUUACAAGUCAAGAAGCUACUGGGCAAAAGCAACUCAUUUAUUACCUCAUCAAAUAUCCAUGACGUACGUAUUAAUGAAGUGGUAGAGAAUUUUGAUUUUCGUUAUCUGUUAAUUAUAAGAACUAAGGGCAAACUUUUUCAAAAGAAACCAAUAAUUCCCGUGUUCAAGAUUUUUAAACCAACUUGUGACUGUCUAAGCCUAAUUUACAAAAGUCUUAACCAAGUUAUGCUUAAAGAAGCUUGAGCAUAUCAACGUUUUUUUAUUUCAACAAGCGCAUGCCUUCUUCGACAAAUUGGCAUUCCUUGAGAAGUGAAUCAACCUGAAAGUCAUGAAAUCAUUUUAGCACUAUUCUUUGCCGUAACAGUAUAUGUUUGCCUUUGUUCUACUCAACUCUGCUGCAGAAGGUAUUGCCGGUAUCAGUUCCUUGCUGGGCAGUUUAGGCUCCACCUGUUCAACGGUCAUUUCCACAUUGACCAGAUUUUUUAAUUCCGCCAUACAAGUUCUUUUCACUAUUUUACGAUAAUAAUCCGCCGUGGAGUUACGAUAAGCGGCAACUGUUUCUUGCAAAGGUUUAAUUUUUAAGAUUUGUUGGAACUUUUCAUCUGUAACAGAGGUUAGUUAAAACUAAAUUUUUAAAUGCCAGAGAAAUAAAAUAUUUACCCAUUU
Messenger RNA from Stomoxys calcitrans (stable fly), 1097 nucleotides. It is a transcript of the gene PIG-H, whose product is annotated as phosphatidylinositol N-acetylglucosaminyltransferase subunit H. NCBI's taxonomy places the organism in Eukaryota, Metazoa, Arthropoda, Insecta, Diptera, Muscidae. Bases 84 to 674 code for a protein of 196 amino acids. Gene Ontology annotation, cellular component: glycosylphosphatidylinositol-N-acetylglucosaminyltransferase (GPI-GnT) complex. Gene Ontology annotation, biological process: GPI anchor biosynthetic process. The record is from RefSeq and is a predicted model, not a curated record. The transcript has 4 exons.